GAGACACAGACACACACACACACACACCAAGGACGGGAGAACACAGCUGCCCCCAUAACAUGCAGUCCUAGGUGAAGAGGGCUCAGCACACAUCCCUGUGGUACGCCGGUGUUCAGGGUGAUUGUUGUUUGUUUUGUUUGUUUGUUUGUUCCUGGAUUUGUUUUUUGGAAUUGGAUUCUGGAUUUGCCCACCUGCUCAGUGUUCCUGUGUUUUUGGAUUUGCCCACCUGCUCCGUGUUCCUGUGUUUUUGGAUUGCUCACCUGCUCUGCUUACAUUUUCUAUCAGCCAGUGAGCCAGUCAGUCAUGGAGGAGCAGAGGGUUCGAACGUGCGAUGUUUACAGGACGGAUCCCAACCUACCGCACCGAUUCAACAACCCCCAGUGUUUCCAUGGUUACAGGGAGAAGAUCGAUCAGCCGCUUUACCGAACAUCCAACCAAACAUACGGCAGCAAGGGACCAACUGUUCAUGAGAUACAGACUCAGUUUAAAGGGAAGUCCUGUCAGUUCUCGGAGGCGAUGCUGCAGAGCGGGAUGUACCGAGAUCACGGCUUCAACACAUCUGUAGAGAGCAGCAGAGUGACCAUUUCCACGGCAACACAACACAACAGAGGCAACCUCCAUUUUCGCUAUCACUAUGGAAACCAAAACAAUGACAAGUAGACAUUUAAACAAUGUGUAAACAUUUUGAACAAAAGGUUUUGUACAACAAAUAUAAUAAAGAGAUGAAUCUGAAAUCUGCUUUAAAGAAAGUUUCUCAGAUCAGCAGGGAGGAGAUACAGAUCUCAGAUCAGCAGGGAGGAGAUACAGAUCAACAGGGAGGAGAUACAGAUCUCAGAUCAGCAGGGAGGAGAUACAGAUCUCAGAUCAGCAGGGAGGAGAUACAGAUCAGCAGGGAGGAGAUAC
Molecule: messenger RNA, 903 nt
Organism: Perca fluviatilis (European perch)
Lineage: Eukaryota; Metazoa; Chordata; Actinopteri; Perciformes; Percidae
Gene: pierce1
Product: chromosome 6 C9orf116 homolog
Exons: 4
Coding region: 304-660 (118 amino acids)
Biological process (GO): axoneme assembly
Cellular component (GO): axonemal microtubule
Source: RefSeq, a predicted model, not a curated record